UAGAAACCAUGUACACUACACUCGAUCAUUUAGCAAAUAAUUAGAGAUCGUUCCUGCAUUGCCUAACGCACAAUUUACUUCCUGGAAUACACAAGUACCAGGAAUGUGAAUAACACAUUCAGGUUAAACCCUCUUGGUAUAGUCAAAGUAUAGCAUGCCUAUUUCUGUGGUGAGGAUUGUGUGGUCGACAUCAGGAUCACCCUACUGAUUGACCUGCUACGAUGGCGGAUGACGAGGACAGUUCCUCCGCAUCUGAUGAUGCAGGCGACCACGAUACAUACAUGGUCGGGGAAGUCAGGUGUGUAGCCGGAGGUGAAGCAGAUGAAUCUUAUGUAUCGGCUUUAACUGACCUCUCUAUAAGGGAGGAAGGCAAACGCAAUGGGUCCUCUGACGUCGAACACAACGACAGCGAAGAUGAUGAUGAUGAUGACGCUGAAUACCAUGAAUGUUUCGAAGAAAUGCCGAAAUCUGAUGGUGAUGAAGAUCAUAUCAAAUAUACUGAUGGCUUGGAUUCGGACCCGAUGCUUCGUGACCAUUCAUUUACAAAACAAACUGACAUCAAGGAGGAGUAUGCUGAGGAAAUGUGCAACACUAUAGCUGGAGAGGAGGAGGUAAUCGAAGUCGAUGAAGAGGAGAAAGAAGAAAGGCAACAAGAAAAUAGUGAGAUACUCCUAACCUUUCCAAAAGCAAAAAGCAAUGAUUUCAGUUCAAAGUCGCCUCAGGUACCUGUGUCACCAGUUUCCGCCGACAAGCUUCCACAGAUAUACCUAGGACAACAGUCAGCUAAUCAUGCAAAACUGGAUCACCUUUCAAAAACUACGUGCCAGGAUAUCAUGCGGGAAAUCCUAAAACACAUUAAUCCUCGAGGCAAAGAGAACCAACAUUUGCAGAAUAUUUUAAAAGAAUGGGAAAAAACACUUAACAUAAAGCGGAAAGGAAGCCAAAAUGUAGUCCUCUCACACGAUGAAAAGGUUAAACUGUUCUGCAAAACUGUUACCUAUGACAAGCUGGACAUGUCUGUAAUGUAUAAGAUUGCAAAAAACCUGUUACAAGACGAAAUUAUGUCUUUAUCAGGAAGCAGUGACCGGUGGGAAGUCGACCCUCCUGACUAUGAUGUGUCUCUGCAAGCAUGUAUCGAAAAGCUUCGAAGGUUUCGGAACCAACUUUCUCACAGUACAGAAGCUAUUUUUUCAGACGAAGCGACUCGGAAUAAUUUUCAGUAUAUCAGAGAUGUUAUAGUACAAAUCGAGAAACACAUUGGGAUUGAUCCCCAGUACAGUCUCCAGGUAGACUUCAUACAGAACGCACAGCUGUCCUCCGACGUCGCGGAGCUCCAGAUCAAACUGGAAGAACUUGAGUCUGAACGGGAUGCAUUGAAGGACGCUGCGAAGAAUGAGUUAGAAAAAGUUCGUCAGAAUUUGGAGGAAUGCCUCAAAAAAUACUGCGAUGCACUAGGGAUGUUCAAUAAGAAUGUGAACGGACAAGAUGCUCAAACCAGGAAAUGUAUCGAAAACCAUGAAGGAAGUGAUCGAUUUUACGUCGAGACAAAAGCUUCAAAGGAAGCGAUGGACGUUCUAAAAUCCAAGCACAAUGUUCUUAUCACUGGAAACAAGGGAUCAGGUAAAACCAGCCUGGCAUAUCACCUCAUGUACAAACUGAUGCCGUUGGGUAGGUGUACAGUCCAUGUGCUCGAUAGCUUAGACAUUAGACAUCAGAAAAUAAACACAGAUGGAUUUGUAAUUGCUCUAAUUGAACUAAAUGAAAUUAAAGAAAAACAAAGAGCAGAUUUAAACUUCAUCAUUAGCGAGUUAAUAUCCCCAAACAUUGAUUUAAGUUUAUACAUCAUUAUGACAACAAUGUCACAUAAUGUUGAUGAAAUAGCAGAUCUGACAACUCAAGUUGAUUUGUCUAACGUAAAAGAAUUCGCACUAGAUGAACAAGAGAAAAGGUCUAUCUUAGAGCAACACUUGAAACAGGUAGUUAAGAAAACGGGAGUUCCAUUGUUGCACCCACCAACCCAAGACGAAUUGACAGGAAUCGUGAAAGAACCAUCUUACCCCAUUUCAUUUCCACUCGCUGCAUCUUUGUUUGCAAAGAAUGAAAAAUAUCGUCGACUUGGUCCCACUUUCUUUCGAUCGCCUGUCGAUUACUUUCUUUCAGAAAUAGAAUCGCUCUGCAAGGCAAAAGCAACGUUUGUGCUGUUACUACAUAUAGUUUUUCAGGAUGUGACUGACAUUAUCAACAGUGAUGACAUCCGUACCUGGAUCACAGAUCUGGAGUUAGAUGUAGAUCCUAAAUCAACUGAAAAGGCUGGUAAGCGAGUCAAUGGGCAUUUGACUUUAUCAUGCAGAUCACAUAUUGGCUUUCAGCUAAGGAACCAAUGUGUCAGGAAGGCUUUCGCCGUAUACCUCGCUAAAAAGCACUUGCAACGUGCAAUGACAUGUUUAGACCAAGAGUACAUUGUCGACACAAGUAUCCUCAGUUGUAGAGCAGAAAACACAGGGAGAUGUGUUCAACUGCUUUCUGAAGAUUAUGAUAAGAAACUGUUGGCUAGGAGGUUUUUCAGAGAGAUACUUGCAGACAAAACAAAGCAUCUUAGCAAGAGUGAUGCGUGGUUAGAUGACACGUUUAUAGAACUAUCCAUUGAGGUUUUAGUGCAGCAUAUUAGAGGUACCAAAGAGGAUGACAAAGUAACAGAAGCAAGCAGUUGUAUAGAUAAACUGUACCAUUGGGCUGUUUCCCAUAGAUGUAUGCUUCUAUGCAAAAGUCUGCGAAAGUACAUUGACGACACGUUUGUGUUUGAUACACUGCCACAUUUUACUGAACAGCUGAUGAAAAGAUUCAUGUUAGUUGCUUGUACAACUACUCGCGAUACGCUUUGCAUUGCUGACAAAGAAAUUACCAAAAUAGAACUUCUACGUUUUUUUGUGGAGCAGGGAUCACGCUGCAAUUUUUGUACACCAAUGGUGGAAUGUAAAGACGAUGAAGGUUUACACUAUCUCCUGAGAGAAGGAGUUCUGGAUCCACAGCCAGACUGGGGUUUCUGGGAUUUUCUUCAUACUGCUGCAUCAGAGGGCGAUACGCUAUUAUGCAACUAUAACUUUGUGAAGUUGUUAAGCCAUCAAACAGAGGAUAUAGCGAUCAGCAAAGAAAACGAAGGGAUAGCUGAGUUUGCUAAAAAGGUCAAAUCAUUGCAAGACGAUAGUUACACCAGCAAGCGACAUUUCUUUUUUAGUUGCAUAGAGACUGUUGGAUUAAAUCAGUCUCUUAUGAGGGCCAUGAAGCAACACCAAUUUGCAAUACUUGACAAAAAUGAAAAAGGAUACAAUGGUUUGCAUGUAGCCGUUACAUCCACAUUGCCCGACAAGCGAGUACGGAACACCAUAACGGUUCUUGCUUUGACAGAGCUUGACUUACAGCAGCAUGUGAACAAGGAGGGUGAAACACCAUUAAUGAUGGCAGUACAAUUACCAAAUUGUGGUAUACAGCGUAUAGCUGAGCUUUUGAGACAAAAUGCAGAUCCAAACUAUGCUUCGCGUGACAAAUGUGGGCACACAGCAUUGCACCUGUGUAUAAUGUCGUCACUGGAUGAUGAAACUGUUUCAAUUAUAGUUUCCACAUUGAUAGAACAUAAUGCAGACAUCACCAAACGAUCUCUGUCAGGCGAGACGCCCAUCUCCCUUGCAAUAUCGAAAGGAAAAGCAAGAUUGAAAACACUUGGAUCACUUGUGAAAGGUAGGGAUGCACAUGCACAUGCCACACAGUAUAUGUUGCACUACUGUAUACAGCUAGACUUGGCUGAUAAUGACAAGGAGGAAGUUGUUAAGGUUUUGAUCCGUGAGGGAGUUAGUGUAAAUCAAAAAAAUGACAAAGGACUGACACCAAUCAUGGUAGCCAUACAAAAAACAAGAGAUAACGCUGACUUAGUCAGACAGCUUCUAGAUGAAAACGCUGAUGUGACCAUUACUGACAAUGAAGGACUCUCUCCAUUGCACCACUGUUGUAAAGCACCGCAUACGUCAGAUGUCGCUGUGAAAAUAGGUCAAUGGCUAUUACAGAGAGAUCAGUCUGGUAUAGAAUCACCCGACAAGAAGAGAAAAACGCCACUGAUGUAUGCUAUCAUGAACGAGAAUCAUACGACAUCCGAACUUGUGUUUGACCUAAUAGAGAAAGUGACUGAUGUCAAUGCAGUAGACUCGGGAGGAAAUACAGUGAUGCAUCUAUCAAUGGCCUCCCAUUUUGAAGAUGAUAUAGCAGCAGAAAUAGCGGAGAGACUCAUGACCAAAGCAGCUGAUCCAUUUGUGCUAAAUAAUUACAGUCAAAGCUCCCCCAUGUGCGGCCUCUCUUCGCCAAAAGUCCAUUUAAAAUCCAUCUCAAGAAUUCUCGAAAAGACUGCAGGGGACUCAUUUAGACCCUGCAAAGACAUACGUGGGCGUAAUUUACUACAUCUCUGUGUGGAUGCUGCUGAUGUUUCCGAUGAAGACGCGAGUACAAUAUGCAAACAGGCAAUAAUGUGCGGAGAAUCCGUCCAUGAAAGGUCAAAAGAAAGUAAAAGUCCACUGGAGAUGGCUGUGUCAUCCAAAUCAGUGCGACUCCAAACAAUAUGUUCCAUGUUAAGUUCAUCCGGUUUGAAAUUAACAUGCGAGAUUUACGACAUGUUGAAACAGGCAAACAAGUUAUCAUAUGAGUUUCUGCAGUUGCUACUUCAGCAAAAAAUAGAUUUAGACGAAGUCUGCAGAGACUCAAAAUUUCCUUACCAUGACAUAACUGAUGAAUCUCAGACAGAGGUUGAUGAAACGAUAGUCCUAUCUCUCAUUCGUCUAGGCUUUGACAUAAAUAAAACGAACCCCCAGGGUGACAGUGCCAUCAUGGCGGCCUGCAGGUUUCGUUGUACGGAUGCUAUCCUUUUGGCGCUUGGUAGAGAAAGUGAUCUCACAAAGCUGACCAACGAAAAAGAAACGUACCUUCACCUAUUGUCAAAAUCUAACAGGAGUGAUUUAGAAACUCGUGAUGCAAUGAAAUCACUUAUGAAGAUCGCACCAGUAAACGUAAAUCACUUGAGCAGAAAACAACGUUCAGCUUUGGCAGAAAGCGUUAUCAAACAAAAGAAAGACACUGUUCAGUUUCUGAUACAUAAAGGUGCAGAUCAUAACCAAAAGGACAGAGCUGGGAAAACAUCCAUACACCACUGUGUGGAGGGCGAUUGGUUUGAUGACAAGGCAUGUGCGAUGUUAGAUAUCCUGAUCAAAGAUAAGACAAAUUUUGUUGACAUGUUGGAUAACUCAUCGGCUAGUGCGUUGGACCUGGCAUCAAGUCAUGAGAGUCAUAGUAGGCUAUUUACUAUACUCAGGCUGCUAGAACUCGGAUCAGAUGUGGAAACAGUUGAUCAGUCUGGUAAAUCACCAAUCCAAAACUGCCUUACACACCUACGAGGACACCGAAAGUCGGUUGUUCUUGAACGAACCUGUCGGCUGACAAUGCUAAGGGUAUACGGAGUACAUCCAUUUUCUAAAGACGACGAUGGUAACACUGCAUUGUACAUCUGUGACAAACCGGAAUGGCGCAACAGACUACAACGAGAAAAACGAAUCCUACAGGCCAACAUGAUGCAUGUGCCAGCGUUGUUUGAGGAAGUUGUCAAAUCCUCAUUUGCCUCACUCAGUGUCAACGAUACAUUUUCUCAUGUCGAAUACCCAGUGAAAAAACUGACGCCAAGAGUUCUGGAUUUAAUGAAAUACUCUUCCAAGCUGCUCCACAGAGAGGUAUUUGAUGUUUAUGAAGAUGAUGCAGAUUUUGAUACAUUGAGUGAUUUCUUAGAAAUAAGAGAAUUUGAAGCCCGAUGAAUUAGGAGAUAUUGUUGUACAUUUGUUUUUAACAUCUAUGCCAGAGGAACAUUGGAUUCUGUCCACUAAGAACAUUUUCUAUCUUUCACAUGGUGAUAGGUAUAAAGGUGUUAUUUGUCAAAGUGUGAAAUUGUCCCUUUUGUAUUGACCAAUCAAAUUGGUUCUUUCUAUUGAAUGCAUCCAAAACAGCAGAGUUCUGGUCAGAUUCAAAUGAAGCGACGAUAGAAUAAGUGGUUUUCUUGUACAUCUCGUAUACAUCUACUAUGUCAUUUACCUGACUACACAACUGAUAGCGUUGUAAGCAAGACAUGCCAGAUAUUAGCACAAUGCGGAGCUAUUGCGUUGAGAAGCCCAUUCAAAAUGGCGGAUUGUUGUAAAGAAUAUGGCGCCAAAAGUAAUGUUCGAUGCAGUGGUAUCGUCGCCAUUUUAAGUACUUUUUGAAUUUAAUUAACAGAAAUUUGAUGGCUUCCCUGUUUAAUACCAUAUUUUUGCUCGUAGGGCAGAAUAUAUCAAUAUUUCCAUUCGUAUUUCGCGUUCGUGAAAAUAUCGGUAUUCUGUUUAACUCGUGAAAUGUAUAUAGUAUUCAACAUGUUACAGUUAUUAGCCUUUCAUUUGUUCACUAUUGGUCCACUAGAGUUAAAGUAGCCAUAGUGUACGAAGUGACAGACAUGCAUGAAUAUAUCGUGGGUGAUUUUAAGUUAUACCUAAAACAUGUCCGAAAAUCCGUCUAUUAUCUGAUACAGUUUAAGUAGAUUAUGCGGAGGAUUCCGUGAUAUUAUAAUAAUUGUCUUAAAAGAUCAAUUUAUUUUGAUAAGGGUCAGAUAACUGAUGGAGGUUUUGUAUCAUCUGUGUAAUGUUUUAAACACAGAAAUUUAGUUACGAUGGAUUCGAUCUACUGAGUAGAAAGGAAACACCCAAUGUGACUCAGAGUAACUUAUCUCCUUGUUUGUUGGGUGAUUUGAUUUUGUUUUCGUGAUGGGGAUCGUUGUUUCAAUAGUGAACGUAUGACGUGGAACCGAUAUUUAUGUUGUGUUGUUGAUUUGUGCAUUUAUAUCUAAGUUUGCUCUGCAUCUUCCUACUGUAAGCUAGGAGAAUACAAACGAGUUGUGAAAACAAAAUUUAGUCAGGUGAUCACUUUUUCGACGUCACCGAAUUGAUUGUGACAAUACUGAUUUUGCUAUCGCGAAACACUUCAGGGAAUUAUUUGAAGAGUGCGAAAUAAUGCAGUUACUUCUCCGUUAAAAUGUAUUUAAGCUACUGUAUGUACAUGUAAGUGAAGUGCUUUUCGUAUAACUUUUUUCUAUUUGUUUGUAAUGUACGUUUUCUCCUUUUCGUACUGAUCUUGUAUAUAGAAAUUGUUUAAGCUAGAUGAUAUGCUGUUCCCUGUAUAUUAAAUGUUGAUUAGUGUAAAGAUAUACUGUGACACUGAAAAGGUCCACUGCCAUUGACAUGUGAAAUGGUGUUUUGUGUACAUUUUCCCGAAGGCGGAGGUAUCAGUAGUUUACUAUAUUAUAUUUCCCCUUGACGAACGUCAAAAGAGGUGAAAGUGCUCGGGAGGUACCUUGUCAUUUUUUAUAUUAUACUAUCACAAGAACUUAGGAUGUGUUUCUGAAUAUAUAUUUACUAGCAUAUAAUGCACUACGUUUAUUUAAUAUCAUGUACAUGAUGUAGUAUGUGUCGAUACAGUUUAACAUGAAAGAUAAGGGACCAUAAUUUUAUGAUUUUUCAUCUUCAACCUAUUUUGAUGUAAACACCAUCAAAGUAAAAUGAUACAGUGAACAAUCAAAAGAUAAAACACAAAAUAUACAAAUAAUCCAGGCACUAAUGUGAGGUGCCAUUAUUUAAAAACAAAAGCUGUUUCAGUAGAAGGUAUUUGUCUUUUUUAUACGGAAACUUUUUACACAGAUUCGGCUAUAUUUAUAUGGAUACAACCGUGUAUGUACAUUUAUUGAUUAUGUUGUGUUGUAUAUAAAAGUAUUACUACUUUAUAUUCAUUUAACGAGUGAACAUACGUAAGUUUGUUGAUGCAUGCUUUCUUGUUUUAUUGACGUUUAUAAUCAUACUCUUUCAAGAGAUAAACACUGUCAUCUAUUAAACUGAAUUGUGUGUGUGCCUGUGUACGUGAUAUCAGCUGUGGGUAUUUUUAUCGCAUAUCACAUUGAUCUGGUUUAUCAGACUAGAAGAUAGCAACAGAAUAUAACCGCCGUACACUAGAGAAAUAUAAUAUUGAUUGUGUAAUCAUAGUUAGAUUUGACCGUCUUUUCCACUUUUUUUGCGGGGACUUCGAGAAAACAUGUAUUCGAAUUAAUUUAAUAUGUUAUUCUGGGGUUCAGGAUAUUUAGAUUUUCAAUAAUAAAGAUGAUAUUGGUAUUAUAAAUGUUUGACUAUAUUAAGAUGUGCAAGGUAUAUUUAACGAUCGUUGCAGCUUAAUGAUAAUCACAAAAACAAAUUCCGUGUACCGGUGUGUGUUGAUUGACAUAUUUCCCUGUUUAUAUCGAGACACAUCUUUUAGGGUGUCUCAUUUAGUGAGCAAACGUCUCUAAUAAAUACACAAUCCGUUACAUCAUCUGUCCUCCAACCGUCAACUUGCACACCACCUAUCACAAGUUACACUAACUAUCACACCACCUGUCGCACCAUCAGUCACACCACUAGUCACACCACCUGUCACCAGUGGGACAAUCAGUCAAACCACCUGUCACCAGUCACACAACAAGUCAAACCACCUGUCACCAGUCAUACCAUUAGUCGCACCACCUGUCACCAGUCAUACCAUUAGUCACACAACUAGUCGCACCACUAGUCACACAACCCGUAACUAGUCGCUACAUAAGUUAUCCUACACACAACACCUGUCACCAGUCACACCACAAGUCACACCAACUGCCACCAGUCACACCAUCUGUCACCAGUCACACCAUAAGUUAUCUUACACACAACCUUUCACUUCACUAGUCACACCACCUGUCACCAGCCAUACUACAUGUCACUAGUCAUUCCAUUAGUCACACCACUUGUCACCAGUCACACCACCUGUCUCCAGUCACACCAUAAGUUAUCUUACACACAACCUGUCACCAGUCAUACUACAUGUCACCAGUCAUACCAUUAGUCACACCACCUGUCACCAGUCAUACCAGUCACACCACAUGUCACCAGUCACACCAAAUGUCACCAGUCACACCACCUGUCACCAGUCACACCAAAUGUCACCAGUCACACCACCUUUCACCAGUCACACCACCUACCACCAGUCAUACUACAUGUCACCAGAACUGCCACCAGUCACACCACCUGUCACCAGUCACACCAGUCAUACCACAUGUCACCAGACACACCAACUGUCACCAGUCACACCACCUACCACCAGUCAUACUACAUGUCACCAGUCAUACCAUUAGUCACACCACCUGUCACCAGUCACACCAUAAGUUAUCUUACACAUAACCUUUUAACUUCACUAGUCACACCACCUGUCACCAGCCAUACUACAUGUCACCAGUCAUUCCAUUAGUCACACCAACUGUCACCAGUCACACCACAUGCCACUAGUCACACCACCUGUCACCAGUCACACCACCUGUCACAAGUCACACCACCUACCACCAGUCAUACUACAUUUCACCAGUCAGACCACCUGUCACCAGUCACACCACAUGUCACCAGUCACACCACCUGUCACCAGUCACACCACAUGUCACCAAUCACACCACCUGUCACCAGUCACACCACCUGUCACCAGUCAUACUACAUGUCACAAGUCACACCACCUUCCACCAGUCAUACUACAUGUCACCAGUCAUACCAUUAGUCACACCACCUGUCACACCACCUGUCUCCAGUCAUACUUCCUGUCACCCUACACCUCGAUCCACUUGAAUACACAUUUUUAUUGUUUUUUUCAUCAUGUCUUUCCACAUAAUUGUUUGUGCAAUUGUCUUUGCAUUUUAAAAAUUGUUUUGACGUUGAUGAGUUCCUUGAAUCUAGCAAAGGCUUGUUGUAUUGAAUAUAAGUAUUAUAUAAAAUAUAGCAAAAUGUAUGAAAUGAAUAGCGUGUAUAUUAUUUUAUGCUUUUACGCUCCUACUACAUUCCUCGUGUUAUGCAAUGAAUUGUUUGUAUAAUGCGAGGUAUAUUAGUAGGCACUUUCGUUAAUUAAUUAUAACAAUAGUAUUGCUAAAUUGUCAAACGUCAAGGACUUCAAAAAUCCAUGAGUUGAAAAAUGACUUACAACUAACGUCAAAACUUAAUCACACUGCUUUGAUUGAUCCUUGUUCCGAUUUAAGAUACAAAGCAAUAAAUGUAAUUAAAGGUCGAUAUUAAAUAAGGUGUUUUAGUCAGUAGUAUGAAUAGAACUAUGUAGGUUAUAUGGGCCCUAAUGGUCAGUGUAUUCUUAAAACAAUAUUGAAUUCGUGUCACGAGCCCAGGUCGAGUUACAUAUCGGAUACACUGCCAUGAAUUGUUUUUAGAAACAUUGGGAUCACAGUUAACUACUGUAUUUGUUGGAUCGGAAUUUUGAAUCUGACUGGAAACAGCUCUAAGUAAAAACAUCUAACUACGUUAUUCAAAUAAUCAACUAUAAAAGUAUAGAUGCCAAAUUACGUUUUUUUCACAAUGUUAAAUCGAUGUUUAUGAUGUAUUGCUGAUUUGUUCAUUUACAUUUACAUUUGCUCUGCAUCUUCCCACUAAGCUAGGAGAAUGCAAACGAGUUUUGAGAACACAAUUUGGUCAGAUGAUUACUUUUUAGACGUCACCGAAUUGUUUGUGACAAUACUUAUUUUGCUGUUGCGAUUUGAGGAAUGUGAAAUAAUUCAGUAAAAGAUACAUUUUCCGUUAAACUGUAUUUAGCUAAUGUAUUUUUUAGUGAUGUGAUCCUGUAACCUACAUUGCUAGUGCUUACAACCGAAUACGAUAUCGGGUUGAUUACGUUUGGCCGGGAGAUUCGUACAAGUACAGUACAAGUAAAUACUUCAAAAGUAGUCUCUAUCUAACAGUAUGACGUAGACAAAAUUGAGUUAACGUUAAGUAAAUGGCGAGUUAACAAUAGAAAUGUAUAUAACAGGACCGCAACACCAUUAGCUGAAACAUCAGGUUUCAUAUUAUUUGAUAUACACAUACAUUUUGUUUUUGAUGAAAAUAAAGAAUUGCUGCGAGAGCAAUACGUACGUAAU
Molecule: messenger RNA, 11011 nt
Organism: Mizuhopecten yessoensis (Yesso scallop)
Lineage: Eukaryota; Metazoa; Mollusca; Bivalvia; Pectinida; Pectinidae
Exons: 7
Coding region: 222-5843 (1873 amino acids)
Molecular function (GO): protein binding
Source: RefSeq, a predicted model, not a curated record